CCAGUUUGUUCGCUUCUGUUUUUCAGCGACAUUUUAAAUGGUGAAAAGUUCGUGAAAGCCGUUCCGUGAACGUUAAAAUUAGCUACGAUGGACGGUUGGUGUCGUAUUUGUUCGCGAAGCGAUGAUUUUCGUCGGUAUCCGUUGUUUGCCGUUGCAGAAGUUAGCCAAGAAGUUAUUGCCAACAUGAUCACUUGCUGCACAGACACUCAGGUGUCUAGUGACGAUGGUCUGCCGCAGCAAAUAUGUCCGGACUGUUUGAUUACGCUCAGUUUAGCGCAUUCAUUCCGCAGACUCUGUCGACGCACCGAUGCAAAGUUGCGAGACUGUUUUCGUGAUGGUGCACCCUCCCAGCCUAACGAAAACCAACAACAUCAGCAACAGCAGCAGCAGCAGCAGCAGCAUAUUUCUCAAGCGCAGGACGACAGUGCAUACGAGCACAUUACUGCUAUCAAGGAAGAGGUAGAAUUCGAUUACGAUUACGAGUGCGAAAUUCCACCGCCAGAGAACCAGUGGGUAAUACAGAACCCCCGAACCAUCCGGGAAGGUGCUAUGACCGUUGUGCACAAUACCGGCCAGUACUAUGAGCAACCGGACGACACUAGCUGCAUGGAUACAAGUGCGAACAGUACGAUGGUAUCCAUAGGACAAGUUCACCUACAGCCGGAGCUCGGUGAAUCGUCGACAAGCUUCCAAAAAAGCGAGAAAUUAAAGAAGAAACAAUCAGCGGAACCGGAACGAUUCAGCAAACGAAUUCGACAGGAAAUUCCGGAUGAACAAAAUGCAGUCCUCAAUCAGCCGGUGAACGCAAGUAGCGCUAUCAACAGCGUGGCUGCCGGUUCAACCCAACAGCGUUGUGAGCAUUGUAAGAAAAAAAUGAAAAAACCUUACAAGCACCGAAAUGGCAAAUGUAUGAUGCUGAAAAGUAAAAAUUCCAAACCUCGCUGCGUGUACUGUAAUAUGACGUUCGUCCGCAGUGGAAGCCUACCGGGUCAUUUGCGCAACACGUGCCGUGUGUACCGUGAGGUAUGCAAAGUUAAGGGCAUUGAUGAACCGUCUAAGGCAGAUCAAACAGCAACCCCGUCACCAUCUAUUGAAGUCGCUGGGACGAGUGUAGUCUCUCCGGUGCAGAAUACCUUUCAAAACAAAUCGUUAGAACAGAAACCAAUAAAAAUACCAUCAAAAAGAAUGCUUCGGGCUACUUGCGAAUAUUGCGAUCAUACAUUUUCACAUCGAUCAAACCUUCUCAAGCACCAGCACCAGAGAUGCAAGAUUCUCCGAGAGAUAAAGGCUCAACAAAGGGUAAAAUGCGUCGAUGUAAAAGAGCUUUUUAAAGCGGAACUGAAGGUCCCUGUUCAAGUUCAGCAGCCAAAAUCACGGUCUCCUGUCAACAAAAACGCCAUCGAUGAGGAGGACCAUUUGGAAGCAGAAGAAGAAACCCAGUGUGUCUACUGUACGCAAAAGGUUAGCAAGAAAACACGCUAUCAGCAUCACAACGGUCGCUGCGUACUGGGACGAGCAACAUCAGAACAUCCAUGCCCUUACUGCCCCAACGCAUUUUCUUCCCGAAGCAAUUUGCUAAGGCAUCAGCGGGAGCGAUGCACACAGUACCAGAAAGAACAACCCAUCAAAGCGACCAGGUCCGCUCAUCCAACAUUUCCCGUGGCAACUAAACUACUUCCAGCUGACCAAGCACCCAAACCAGCUCCCCAGAGUAAACAAACCACUAAAUCCGCCGAGAAUCACUCUGUCAACGGACAAAAGGAGCUACGGAGAACCUUCUGUAAAUACUGCCGCCAGCUGGUGUGCAAUUCCGAUCGGUUGAAACAUGAGGAAAAACGCUGCAUUAGCAGCCAGCCCGCAGACUAUCUUUGCGGAUAUUGUCGGAAAGCGUUCGCAGCAAGGGAGAGCUUAGUGGAACAUCAGCGUGGCUGUACUGUCCGUAAGCUACACAAACAAGUCAAGUGCCAGCACUGUGGCAUGACCAUCUCCAACCGGGCCAAUCUUAGGAAGCAUCAGAAGCUUUCGUGUAAAUAUAGUCGCCAAUCGGAUAACAUUAAACAGGAAAAACACCCAACCGAAAACCUCCCAAAAAGGCAACCGAAAAUAAAACAGGAAAACAGUAAAUGUAACACGAGUGUAACCCCCAAGGCAGAACCACAAGUCGAUACUAAAGACGAUAAAAAGGUUGCGAAAGAAAAAAAACCUCUUCACCCUUGCAGUUACUGCAAAAGGGUAUUCAAAGGAGCCGGAUUCGUACGUAGACACAUGACCAUUUGUCCAUCGAAACCUGUGUCGUUGGAAAACUACAUAUGUCGAUAUUGUUCGGCACGCUUUACCACUAGAAGUCACAUGUAUCGCCAUCAGCGACUGUACUGCAAACAAAUUACUAGAAAAAAGAGCUUUUCUGAAGACGCUGAGGAACCCCUCGCUUCGACAACGACGAACUCCACCCCCAAACAGAAGAUGGCAAACAAGCACAAUAGAUUUAUGCAGUUGCGUGAUUCGGUUGUUGCUGAAAGCAACAACGCUGCGGAGAUUAAGGAACAGUGCGAUGACCGUCGUUCAUCACCGCCGAAAGAAACUGACACCAAACUAAACUCGGUGGAAGAACAUGAACCACCACCACCACCACCGCAAACGAGCGACAACAGCAACGCUGUAGUGGAAAAGGUACCCACGGAGUCGCCGCCACCGCCAACCCCAUCAGUCACCACAAUCACCACAAUGCCAGCGGAACCGACGCCUGUUGAGACAAUAGUCAGUGAGAGUGCAGCCGAGUGUGAGCAAGGAACGAGCAACGGAAUCUGAACCACAGCGCGAUAAGGAAGGACAGUGCAUGCCAAGCGAUACAAUCGCAAGGUCCCGGUAAAAAUACGUGAAUUUCAUUUAUGUUUUAGUGUGAGGAAUCAGUCACGUGAUCAGUGUUAGUGUAUUACGCGAGCAAAAUGUUAAGUCAUAAAGUCUGACAUCGUGUGGUAAAAUGGAAAGUAUAACAAACCAGAGAAAUUCAGUAUAGAUUUUCUUGCAAAACGUUCGUACUACAGUUCUGCCGCUCCGCUGUAGACAGAUGACAACGCCACUGAAUGUGGAGAUGAGUAAAAACAAAACAGAAAAGCAUAGGAUAAAAGAGGGAGUUAGCCAGUGCAAAAACUAAUACAAAAA
Molecule: messenger RNA, 3162 nt
Organism: Sabethes cyaneus
Lineage: Eukaryota; Metazoa; Arthropoda; Insecta; Diptera; Culicidae
Product: zinc finger protein 585B-like
Exons: 6
Coding region: 88-2808 (906 amino acids)
Biological process (GO): regulation of transcription by RNA polymerase II
Cellular component (GO): nucleus
Molecular function (GO): zinc ion binding; DNA-binding transcription activator activity, RNA polymerase II-specific; RNA polymerase II cis-regulatory region sequence-specific DNA binding
Source: RefSeq, a predicted model, not a curated record